Messenger RNA from Scatophagus argus, 8293 nucleotides. It is a transcript of the gene pcdh11, whose product is annotated as protocadherin 11. The coding region runs from base 808 to 4608 and encodes 1266 amino acids. Gene Ontology annotation, cellular component: plasma membrane. Gene Ontology annotation, biological process: homophilic cell-cell adhesion. Gene Ontology annotation, molecular function: calcium ion binding. NCBI's taxonomy places the organism in Eukaryota, Metazoa, Chordata, Actinopteri, Scatophagidae. The transcript is spliced from 7 exons. The record is from RefSeq and is a predicted model, not a curated record.
GAGGUGGGCAGUGUUGAGGAGGAACUGAGUUCAUACAAUACUACUGAGACAUCUACAGCUUAGCAGACAGAUACGGUGAACCGCCUAUCCCGGCUCCUGUAAGUGAUGCUGCACUGAGGCACACUUUGAUCCAACUCCAUUGGGGGGGCGAUGCACUCUCUGCAUCCCUCCUUUAAGAGUUUUUUUGGGGGAGCGUGCACAUCCUUAAGUCAUUCAAAACAAGUGGUUAUGAAAUAAAUUAGGUUUAGGCUUUAAGGUUUUCAUUUGAGGUCCGUUUUUUUUUUUGCGCUCUUGGAUUGAAGUUUUGCGCGCUGGUCAAGAAGCCUUUAACGCACACGUUUAAGUUUUGUGCCAGCGAUUUUAUGCUGGUCAAAUAAAGUAGGAAUUUCAAGGCAUUUGGUAGGCUAGGGAUACAAAGUUAAUGUAAAACAAGCUUGGAUCAAUGCGUAUCUCCGCCCGUGGGAUUGCGAGCCUAAGACAUCCGAAGAGGAAUUACGGCGUCCUUUCCAAACAAAGUUGAUCGCUGUGCAUGAUUGCUUUUCUCUUGCACAUGAGGACCACAGUUUUUUAGCGUAUGGAUAAGUUUUGUAGUGGAUAACAUUUUUCUUUUCUUCUUGCAACGCAUUUUUCUGCCGCUUCUGAUGAGGAUCCUUCCCCCCCCUUUUUCCCCACUUCAGUUUAAUUCGUGGCACUUCUUUUCUGUAAAUCAGUGAUGUCUCUACGCGACGGCACACACGGUUGAUUCCAUCGUAUUGGAACGGAAAAGAAUUGCUGCUGUAGAAGUGAAGCAUCCAUCCACUCUUGAGUAUGGACUUAGCAGGUCAGGCUCAUGUGCUGGUGGUCUUGCUCACCUGUGUGGCCUUCCUAUGCCGGGCCCAGGAGAGGGACUACACGGUGAAGGAGGAACAGCCAGAAAACGUCCGCAUCGGGAACCUGCGCAAGGACUUGGACCUCAACCUGGACCCCAACAUCAGACUAUCCUCGCCGCUGCAGUUCAAGCCUGUGUACAAGACAGGUGACGUGCCUUUGGUGAGGGUGGAGGCCAACACGGGAGAGAUCUUUACCACGAAUCACAGAAUCGACCGUGAGAAGCUUUGCUCUGGGGUCUUCGCUGAGAAACGCUGCUACUAUGAGAUUGAGGUGGCGGUGCUGCCGGAUGAGAUCUUUCGAUUGGUGAAGAUCCGUUUCCUGAUUGAGGAUGUUAACGACAACGCACCCCUUUUCCAGUCCACUGUAAUAAACAUCUCCAUCCCGGAGAACACGGCCAUCAACACCCGAUACCCGGUGCCCUCAGCAUUUGACCCUGAUGUAGGAAUAAAUGGAAUCCAACAUUAUGAACUAGUCAAGAGUGUCAGCGAGUUUGGCUUAGACAUCAUUGAGACCCCUGAAGGUGACAAGUGGCCACAGCUCAUUGUUCAGCAGAACCUGGAUCGCGAGCAGAAGGACACAUUUGUCAUGAAAAUAAAGGUAGAGGAUGGUGGAAACCCCCCCAAGUCCAGCACUGCCAUUCUCCAAGUCACCAUCUCUGAUGUCAAUGACAAUCGUCCCAUCUUCAAGGACAGCGAGUUGGAGGUCACAGUACCGGAGAAUGCACCUAUGGGGACAUCAGUUGCUCAGCUUCAUGCCACAGAUGCAGACCUGGGUUCCAAUGCACAGAUCCACUUUGCCUUCAGCAACCAGAUCUCUGCCUCAACCAAACGUCACUUUGCCAUUGAUAGUUCUUCAGGACUGAUCACUGUGAAGCAGCCACUGGACAGGGAGGUAACUCCUGUUCAUAAACUGAUCGUCCUUGCCAGUGAUGGCAGCUCAACCCCCUCCCGAGCCACAGUCAUUGUAAAUGUAACUGAUGUAAAUGACAAUGUUCCCACCAUUGACACUCGCUACAUUAUCAACCUGGUUAAUGGGACUGUUCUUCUGUCUGAGAAUGCACCUCUCAACACGAAAAUAGCCCUAAUUACUGUUACUGACAAGGAUGCAGAUCUUUAUGGCAAAGUAGCUUGCUACACUGACCAUGAUGUUCCUUUCCGGUUGAAGCCUGUCUUUAAUGAUCAGUUCUUACUAGAGACAGCUGCCCCCCUAGAUUAUGAGACGACUCGAGAAUAUGCAAUUAAGAUAGUGGCCUCGGAUAGGGGGACACCUCCUUUGAACACUUCAGCUAUGGUUUUAAUUAAAAUCAAGGAUGAGAACGACAAUGCACCCAUCUUUCCCCAGCCGGAAAUCCAACUUUCCAUACCAGAGAACAAUGACCCCUCUACACAGUUAAUAAAAAUCAGUGCCACUGACGCAGACAGCGGACAUAAUGCUGAGAUUAUUUAUACUCUUGGCCCUGAUGCACCUGAUGGGUUUAACAUAGACAGACGGUCAGGAAUCCUCUCUGUUGGCAAACGCUUGGACAGAGAGAAGCAGGAGAGGUACUCAUUCACUGUCAUAGCAAGGGACAAUGGCUCCACAUUCCUACAGAGCAAUGUCACUGUCAGGCUAAUCGUCCAGGACCUUAAUGACAACAGCCCAGCUUUCACACACCCUGAGUACAACUUCUAUGUGCCUGAGAACCUGCCUCUCUAUGGAACUGUGGGGUUAAUCACGGUGACUGAUGCAGAUGCGGGAGAUAAUGCUGUUGUAACGCUCUCUAUUUUGAACGGGAAAGACAAUUUCAUCAUCGACCCCCAAACUGGUGUGAUUAAACCCAAUAUCACCUUUGACAGGGAGCAGCAAAGCUCCUACACAUUUAUGGUCAAAGCAGUUGAUGGAGGGCAACCUCCAAGCUCCUCCUACGCCAAGGUCACUAUCAACGUUGUUGAUGUGAACGACAAUCGACCUGUAUUUGUCAUCCCUUCCUCCAAUUAUUCGUAUGACCUCGUGCGAACCACCACCACACCUGGUGCUGUGGUCACCAGGGUGUUUGCCAUUGACAAUGAUACAGGUAUGAAUGCCGAGCUGCAGUACAGUAUUAUCAGCAGCAUCAUCAUCACAUCCAGGGUCUCCCCUCGAGGUCUCUUUGCCAUCGACAAAACAACUGGUAACAUAACACUGCAGGAGAAAAUAGUGGCAGCUGACCAAGGACUGCAUAGGCUGGUAGUCAAGGUCAAGGAUCUAGGCCAGCCUGAGUCCUUACAUGCCAUCGCACUUAUUCACUUGUUUGUCAAUGACACUGUGUCAAAUGCAACCUUCAUCCAAGAACAGCUGAGAAAAAGUAUGGAGACACCCUUGGACCGUAACAUAGGGGACAGCGAGGUAACUCCUCAGGCCAACGGAUAUGUGAUUGUUGUCAUAGCUAUCAUAGCAGGGACAAUGACUGUCAUCUUGGUAAUAUUUGUGACUGCCUUGGUGCGGUGCCGGCAGACGCCCAGACACAAAGUGGUACAAAAGGGCAAGCAGAGUGGUGAGUGGGUGUCACCCAACCAAGAAAACCGUCAGAUCAAGAAGAAGAAGAAGAGGAAGAAGCGAUCCCCUAAGAGCCUCCUCCUGAACUUUGUGACCAUAGAUGAAUCCAAGCCUGACGACCCCACCCAUGAGCAUGUUAAUGGUACACUGGAUCUCCCUGUGGAGUUAGAGGAGCAAACCAUGGGGAAGUACAACUGGGCCACCACGCCCACCACCUUCAAACCUGACAGCCCAGAUUUAGCCAAGCAUUACAAGUCAGCAUCCCCCCAGCCUACAUUUCAAAUCAAACCGGAGACUCCAGUGGCCCCAAAGAAACACCAUGUGAUCCAGGAGCUCCCCUUGGACAACACGUUCGUGGUGGGCUGUGACUCACUCUCCAAGUGCUCAUCGACUAGCUCCGACCCAUACAGUGUCUCAGAGUGCAGCUGUCAGGGGGGAUUCAAGACUGCAGGGCAAAUCACCACUCGACAGAACCUGAGCCAGACACCAGAGAAGUCUUUCAACUCGCCGCCCCUCAUUUGUCCUCAUAAGGAGGCCUGUCAACUUGGCAAGAUAACCUCUGUGAAUACCCAGCGCCGCGUGACGUUCCAUCUCCCAGAUGGUUCCCAGGAGAGCUGCAGUGACAGUGGGCUGGGGGACCCCGAUCCUAGCAGCACGGCUAGCACCACCCAGCCUCUUCCCCUCAGCUUCCCCCAGGAGGAGUACUAUGAGCACACAUCACCUAACAGCCGCACUGAGGGAGAUGGAAACUCAGACCCUGAAUCUACCAUAGAGGUGAACCUGCAGAAAGCCUUGGCUGAGGCCUCUGAGACAUGUACCCAGGAGUGUCUGAUAUUGGGCCACUCCGACAGCUGCUGGAUGCCCCCAGCCCUGGCCCAGUUCCAGGGUUCUGGUAACAACAGCCCCACCUCCACCCCUACUACCACCACCAUCACUGGUACAAUGCCCUCUUUUGGCUUCCAGCAGAGUUUUGCCCGGGGAGCCAAAGUUAACAUGGGCAGCAUGGGGGUCAUGGAUGGUCGCCACACCCUGGGCAGAUCUGUGCCCAAAAAAGAUGAAUUGGACAAAGGGAACAACCGACCACAGUUCUACAGCACCCUGGAUAGACACUGCAGUAGUAAGAAGGAGGACCCCGUCAAGGUCAUCCCCCUGGCGAGCUUCUCCUCCCCUGAGCAGACCACUGGUGGGGGCAGCAGCUCCUUCUUGCAUGAGCACCAGCUGUAAGAGUAAAAGACAGAUCUUCAUUGCCCUGACAUACAUGUGACUCCAUCCACAGACGGCUUUUUGUCAGUGACUUUAUGGUCAGUGUGUAUGCGUACAUGCGGAGGUAUGCAUAAUUUGAAUAACUCAGACCAGUUCCAGCUCAGUUUUGUUAAUGAAGACAUCUGAGAAUCAAUCAUGAUGAUGUUGUUCAGACAAAAUCAUAUGGGAUCAGUCUGACAGCUAAAGCACUGGAAAGGACAUGUCAGUCUUAACAUAGCAGGCCCAUGUAUAAUAAAUAAAGGUAGUUAUACACCAAAGUAGUUCCAUCAUAGAAAAAAAAAAAAGAAAGAACUUUUGCUUUCAGUUUAGUAUUUGCUUAGUGAAAGAACAAUGUACGCUUUAAGCUCCUUGGGCCCACCUUUGUGGAACUGUGUUCUAAAAGACCGUUUCGUCAUACAAAACAUGCAAAUACAGUACUUUGUGUUGAGUGAGCUAAACUGGGCUAAAUGUUAAUUAUGAGCUCUGGGUGGAUGGUGUUUUUGUUCAAGUUCUAGUGAAGUAUUGCUCUGUAUAACAUGCAGCACAAACUCCUUUGGUGGUGGAAGAUAUUUCUCUUGUCUUGCCUGAAUGUGUUUCAGAAGUCUAUUUUGGUCAGGGGACUGCAGAAGGAUAAAAAAAGUCUACAAAAAUAUCUAGGCCAAUGGUAGACGACACCGGUAAUCUUUUGCAUUCUUCAUUUCCACAGUGGACCAGUACACAAAUUAUAAAACAGAGCCCAAAAACUCCUGCACACACACACACACACACACACACAAGAUGUUUUCCAUAUGGUGAUUGCUCUAUGUCUGCCAACUCUAUUAAGAAAAUGUUCACAAACUAUCUCAGUAGCUUAGCCUUGAAAGGCACAGACAGAUGCGCUUCAGAAACAAAUCCUUUGUUUCCUUCCCUUUGUUUCUAUUUCUCACAUUUUGCUGCUCAGAAACACUCACAUGAUAACAGCUAUGGAACCAGCUAUGAAAUUUUCAGUCUAAUUACUUUGAUGUGUGAUCUCAGUAGAUAUCCUCAUUGUAGCUAGGUCUGGAAUGGUUCUCUUGGCCGGCCAAAAACACGCUCUGCGUGUGCAGAGGCAAUGAAAAGGUUACUCAGAAAAAGCAGCUUUAUACACACCCUCACUUCUCAUCAUAUCGUUAAUAGUACCUUUUGUUCCUGCUAUUAAUUACUAUUAUGUGUCUUCAUACAACUCAUUUGGGGUGCAUAGUUUCCUUUACCAUAUUUUACAAUGCAUUAACACUGGAAGUGGGUUUUUUUUUUUCAUAAGAAUAGGUAUCGGCCCUAUUUGAAAGGACUCCAGUCAGGCUGCCCGUCACCAUAGUCUCAUUUCUCUCACACACACACAGAAUCACGGACCAUGUGUGUAAACUGUACUGAUGAUGAUAACUACUUCAGACUAACUUGCUGCUGUAACAGAUUGGGUGCAGUAUAAUCUAUUGCUACAGCGAUAAGUGACUUUACUGAUAUCCAUUUUUCUUUCCAGUAACAUCCAAGCCAGGUGUCUACAUUAUAAGGUACCGGUAUAUGAUUCAUGCAAUUCAUUUUCUUGUACCAUCUUGCAAAUUUGGACCAGGCCUAAAUCUAUAAUGUAACGUGGUACUCUCGAGGGAAGAUGCAAAUUGUGUUUGCAUGCUCUUAGCUACCACACCUAUUCUCUCCGAUUCUUAAGCUGGGACUCUUAUCUUUAUAAAGAGGAUUUAUCUGAGAUACACUGAAAUGAUCACUUAAGGGAACAGUGUGUCAAGGACACAGAAAGGGGCAAUUCAAUUUCAUCUCAGUCAAUUACAGAAAUGAAAUUAAUUCAACACUGGCAACUUAAAUAAAUUCUCCUAUAAAUGUCCAUUGAUGAAAAUGUCACUGUUUGGGAAUCCAAUUCCAGCUCAUUUACUAAUACUUUCUCCCUGUCUCACUUUUUAUCUCAUUCAAUUGUUAUCGUCAGACCAAAUGGUAUAAACAAUACAUAUUUAAUCAAAAGGAGAACAUAUCAAAGGGAACAAAUUCAGUACAUGUGAUGUGAUCCAAAAGUUGCCUCAAAAUCCUUCAUAUUUUCAGACCCUCUUUACAAGUCUGGAAACUAACCUUUUCUGAGAAAACAUGUCAUUCAUUAACAAUAAGAAAUAAAGACAUUAUCUGUCAUUGGAGCGUUUAUAAAUAUGACAGGAAACUAUGCCCUUCCUCACAAUAUGGAGGGAGAGAAUAUCCAUGAAAUAUAUAUCGGAAAAUACUCUGUCACACUGUAAUCAAAAACGUGAUUGCUUGAAAUUAUUUAUACAAUCACAUGUGUACAGUAAGCACAAUACUACCUAUCUGUAACCCUCACUGUGUUUUAACUUACUCUGCCUACAUAACUCCUAUGUACUAUAAUGGUGCAGCAGCUACAUCAACUGAAAGACAACUUCUAGAGGAAAUAGUAUAAUAUCUGCAUGAAUGUACAUCUGUAGGAUGUUGCUUUUGAUACCAUCGUGACUUUUUUUUUCUUCAACUGCAGUCCUGUUUUGUUUUACCAUGUGCCCCUCUAAAGGUAUAAGUAGUGGUGUUUUAUUUAUUUUUCAAACAAAGAGCAUAUGAUAUGAAUGUGGUUCCUCCAGUAAGUAGUGUCCCACUUUAACAAAACACAUAGUGAAAUAGGUAAAAUGUCAAAGCUGAUCACAGGUUUCCACUUUGCAUGAAUCUGUUCUCACUGUAAUUUUCAUAUUUUUCUAUUUACCUCGGCCCUAAGCUAAUACAUUAAACAGAAGAUUGCUUUUUAUUUUUCUGAAUUUUCUAUUCAAAAUGUGUGUCACAAUUAACAUGUCAACUUGCGUCUUAAUUUGCAUGAACUGUUUGGACUUCCACAAGGCAUUUUGACACUUGACUAUGUAGUUCAUGCAUCCAUCAUGAAUCCAUUAGAUUCAGUGUCAGUAUUGAUGUUUACUGCUCCACCUGUUUGUCUGCAUUAUGGAACAAAACAAAUGUUGCACAGUGUACACAUUCAAACUUUGUAAGGUGUGCGUAACACUUAUGCCUCUCCAUACACACCAAUAUCUAUGCUGUCAGGUAAACUGGACUUUAAACUGUAAAUAACAGUACCCCCCGAAACUAGUAUAAUGGUUACAAACUGGAAAAAGACAUAUAGUAAAGACUGAUAGCUACAGGCUAAACAUUGGAAUUAGCAAUGCUGAUAAAAAGGAAAAAAAGGUAAAACUUAAGAACUGAUGAGAUGACAAUCUCUGUUAUAAUGUAAAUGGAUACAUAUGCAUAAUAUUGAUGGGAGUUUGUUUGAAUGUGUUUAUAGAUUAUCUUGUAUGUGUGUGUGUGAAGGAGACUGUGUGUCUCCUUGCAUGUAUGAGUGUGUGCUUGCGUGCGUGCACAUAUGUGUAUACUGGCAUGCACUUUGCCAGGAUGUUUUAUGUACACAAAUGUAUCUUGUACAAAAACUAUAUGAAAAUAUAAGACUUACGUAUAUGCUUGUAAAUUAGUCAUCAGUGAGUCAGGUCAAGUUUGCUUUGAGAGAAGGCUUCAAUGCUUGCCAGCAAAUCUGUAUUGGUCAGUUAAAGCUAUACAGUCUGUGUUGUCAUGCCUUUGUACGAUAUCCCAUUUAAAUCUCUGAAAAAAAUGACGUUCCAUGUGGAAAAACGAUUUAUCUUGUCAUUGAAUUUUACUUGAGCCAUUAAAU